AAAAACGUGCACCUUUCCCUUGGGCUUCUGUCUCAUCAGUCACCUCAGGUAAAUCUCCUCCUGAUAGGGAAGUGACGCGAGUGUCAACAACAACAAGCGGUUUGCUAGCGCCUGCUGGAAAACUGAAAACUUAAUCGAUAUCUAUAAAGGCCGAUCACUGGAAGCUUGUUCAAAACACCCGUAGCUACGACACAUAACGUUUCCCUCUGCGCAGUGGGUGAAGUUUGGAGGUGGGCGAUUAGCGGAGUGAUGAGCCGUGGAGUGAGCCGACACGGUGGCUGAGCAGAAGCGGAGAAGUCCGAAUGGAGUCCGCGGUCAGAUGAGUCGGCCGGACAGACAGCGGGGCUGGAGCCGAGCGCUGUUUCAGAUAACUAACCAACGGUUAACGGAGCUGACUCAGUAGCAUGUACUGAAUGUAGCACUCAUUGUGAAAUGUCAACAUUUAACGAGCUAUAGUAUUACAUCCCAAGGCAAAGCCCAACGGUGUCUUAAAAAUUUAAUGGGCCAACCAGUAUUCUUUACUGGCUAAUGCUACUGCUGCUAGCCUAGCCAGCUCGUGUUUAAUACUGCGUCGUAUUUACUUACCUCGCCGACUAUCUAAAGUAUUGUUAAACAGUAUAUGAAAGACUAAAUAGAUUCUUUAACAGACUGGAAACACAUUUUUUGACAGGCAGGGAUCUUAUUUGGGGGAGAAAAUGCUGCUGUUUUAGUGUAGCUUCCAUAGCUAACGUUAAUUAGCUUCGCUGGUGAAACUUGUCAAUGCGUUUAUGUUGCAGCAUUUUGCUAGCCAUGUUUAGGCAUCCAGGUUACUCUGCUCUAUUACCAUUCAAAAACAGUUAAGGAUUUUUGUUGUGGGGCAAAUCUUUAUUUGUAAAACUAGGAUAACAUUGUCAGGUUUGACAAGUUGGUUAGCUUAGCCAUCUACCUCUGUUAAACUCUUCGUUGGUCCCAGUCGCUUAUAAUGAAAAACUGCGAAUAUCAACAAAUCGACCCCCGAGCUCUCGGAACACCAGCCUCAACGCCAAGCUCCACUCUGCCAUGUGCGAAGAAAAAUGCUCAUCGUCUGCGACGAAAAUGGGAAGUUUUCCCCGGCAGAAAUCGCUUCUACUGUGAUGGACGCAUCAUCGUCGCCCGGCAGUGCGGUGUACUGCCUCUGACACUCGGCCUUAUUCUCCUCACCAGUGGCUUAUUCUUCGUGUUUGAUUGCCCCUUUCUGGUGGCUCACCUCACUGUCUGCAUCCCUGUGAUUGCCGGCGUGCUGUUUUUGUUUGUGGUCAUCACUCUUCUUCAGACCAGCUUUACAGACCCAGGGAUCUUACCAAGGGCUUUACCAGAAGAGGCUGCUGACAUAGAGCGUCAAAUCGAUAACUCCGGGUCGGGCACAUACAGGCCACCACCACGUACUAAGGAAAUCCUUAUUAACGGACAAGUGGUCAAACUCAAAUAUUGCUUCACAUGCAAGAUGUUCCGCCCACCCCGUACUUCUCACUGUAGUCUUUGUGACAACUGUGUAGAGCGUUUUGACCACCACUGCCCAUGGGUGGGGAAUUGUGUUGGGAAGCGCAACUAUCGCUUUUUCUAUACCUUUAUAGUCUCAUUGUCCUUUCUCACCUCCUUCAUUUUUGGAUGUGUGAUCACACAUCUCACUUUACGAUCACAAGGUGGAAGAGGUUUUAUUCAAGCCUUACAGGAAAGCCCAGCCAGUGUCGUCGAGCUGGUUGUUUGUUUCUUCUCCAUCUGGUCUAUUCUGGGCCUCUCUGGCUUCCAUACAUACUUGGUAGCCUCCAACCUCACAACCAAUGAAGAUAUAAAAGGCUCUUGGUCAAGUAAAAGAGGAGCAGAAGAUUCAGGGAACCCUUACACCUACAACAGUAUCUUCACUAACUGUUGUGUGGUGCUGUGUGGACCCAUGCCUCCCAGUUUGAUUGACAGAAGAGGCUUUUUACCUCCGGAUGUGAUCCCUCAAACUGUCAACUCUGAUACUGAUCUUCAUCCUUUCAUGUCUAAGAAUGACACCAACAUGUGCACACAGGGAACUAAGGAGCUUCUGGAGUCAGUUGCUCACUCUUCACUGAUCCAGAGCACCUGCACCCCAGCAACACCUAAGACUGCCCUGGUGACCCAGGAGAGUCUCCUCAGUACUGUCUCCAGCACUCUGUCAGCAUCUAGUAGGCCCCCGCCUACUGGCUGCUCAGGACAACAGGCUCGCCGCCCCAUGGACAAGUCUUGCCCUCCGAGAGGGAGCAAACGGGCCUCCCUCCACACACAUAAAGCCAGCUUCCGUCUGCCCAGUCCACCAUACUCGCUCAGCCAUAGCCCUCUCAUUCUCAGUGAUGCUCCUGAUGUUGGCUUUAUCCCACUGACUUGAGGAUAGCUAAACCACCCCUGGCAGACACGGCACAGUUCAUUCACUCUUUUUUCUGUGAAUACCCAUGUACUGUUACCAGGUAGCUGAGAAGAAGGCUUUUUUUUUUUUUAACUCAGGGUUUUCUCAGGAGAAAUGCCAUUUUGGAGAAGUAGAGAAUAACCUCUUGACUUAAGACUUUUAAUGAACAAUUUUGUGAAACAGCAAACAGAUCUGAGGAAUAAGUACAGCGGCCUCUUUCAUCUGCAUAAACUGAGUAAUGAGAAGCACAAUACAUGUUUUAUGAAAAAUGAUGCGUCCUGCUUUGUUCACAGUGAUCACAGCUAGGGUAUCAAAAGGGUAUCAAAAUAUAAUACUUUUAUGGUACCGACGGAAUUACUAAAAUACUGCCGAGUAUCAAAGUAUUCUUUGUCAUUCAGUACUGAAUUUCAGUACCUAAGUAGUCAUAUUAUUCAUAUUAUUCAUAUUUCAGUGUAAUUUGAAAGAAUGUAUUGAAAAAGUAUUGUUCUAAAAUCAAUGUCAAAAUUAAGGUAUCUGAAUUGGUAUCAAUGUCGAAAAUAUUUUUGAUACCCAGCCCUAACUGACAUUUGGUGUUCCACUAAGCCUUGAGCCAUGAUAAAGCCUUUGUCCAUUUGCUUGCAAUCAUAGCAAUAAUUUUAAUUUAAAGACUGGACUUUAAGACUAGGGAUGUUUUAUUUCACAUGUACAGCCAAACAACAGACAUCUGCCAUGUAACCAUUUGGGGGUGAAGGGUCAGGGGUGAGUGUGAAAUGGUGAAAGAGAUUAGUGACCGAUUUGAAUUUGUAAAUGAGUGGUCAAGUAUAGGAUAUGAUGAUGGUUGUGUCUGUUUAUUAGGAGUAAAAGUGCAUUUGUUAGUCAGGAAUAUAAUCACUGGACCUCCUUUAAGAUAUGAUGUCAAGGGCAGUGGUCCUCAAACUUUUUAAUUUCAGCAUUAAAAUGAUUACACUAGCAAAUGUGAACCUCAGCAUACUCGCUUGAUUAGAGAGAUGCGCUUGUAGUCAGAUGCAAAGCUUUGUGGGAUGUGGUUGAGCUGAGCAAGAGGAGGGAAAAGUGAUCUUCAGCUUGCAGACCAACACUCAAGAUGCAGAACUUUACUAAUGUGGACUAAUUUUUUUACAGACCAAAACAAUGGUCCUCAUUACCAACUGUUCUUAAGGAUAAAUUCUGCAGUUUUUCAUGAAAAUUUUGACAUUCACCAAUGUUUACUUAUUUUGGAUUUGUUCUUGGGUAAGAACAGAAUCUACGCACACUCAAGAGCAUAAUGAUGUGAACAAUUCUGCGGUUUAAGAACACAUUAUAAGUCUGACGUAGAGUUUUUCUUAGAACUUUUCUCAAGAACAGGACAAGAUAUUGGUGAAUGAAGCCCUUUGUUCUUUAAUAGACAUUUAUGUAUGUGUAGUUUAUAUUUAAGCUUGUUGACCCAAGUUUGAGAACCACUGUCUAGAAAAUUUUUAUGUGAACUAGAAAGAUUCUUAUAUUUUUUGUAUGUCUAGAGUGGUCAGUAAUUGUUAGAGUUUACUGAACAAGAAGUGUUACAUUCAGAUAUUAAGCUAGUAUGUUAAAGAGUGUAAUAGUUCUGGAACAUAAAAAUAUGAUAAGCUGGUGACUUACAGGGGGUAUAUAAAGUCAUGGAAACACAAGGUAAUAUAUGGAUAUAAGUUGAGUUAAGCUGACUUGUCUUUAAAACAGCUUCAGAUGAUGAACGUUCAGGAGAAGGCUGUAUGGGUUCACUGCUUUAUUUUUAAUUAUUAAUUAUUUAUUAAUUAUUUAAUUAUUGAUUAUAUAAUCAGUGAGAAUGUCAUGUAGUUAUUGCUUUUUACAUGUUGGUUGUAGGGGAUCAAAUAGCCCCUUUUAUGUGAUAUUUUCAUUACUUUGUCCAUUCCCUGUAAGUCUGAGUGACUGUAUAGCAUAGCUAAUGCUAAAAGUUUAA
Colossoma macropomum (tambaqui) is the source of this 4316-nucleotide messenger RNA. It is a transcript of the gene zdhhc18a, whose product is annotated as zinc finger DHHC-type palmitoyltransferase 18a. The transcript is spliced from 9 exons. Bases 962 to 2368 code for a protein of 468 amino acids. The record is from RefSeq and is a predicted model, not a curated record. Gene Ontology annotation, molecular function: protein-cysteine S-palmitoyltransferase activity. Gene Ontology annotation, cellular component: Golgi apparatus; endoplasmic reticulum. Gene Ontology annotation, biological process: protein targeting to membrane; peptidyl-L-cysteine S-palmitoylation. NCBI's taxonomy places the organism in Eukaryota, Metazoa, Chordata, Actinopteri, Characiformes, Serrasalmidae.